AUGUCGGUUUUCCGUGGCAUCCUCGUGUUCCUCCUCGUCCUCUUCGCCGUAUUCCAACAGACGUUGGCGAUCGUCCCCAAAGAGAAAUGGAUCACGGUCCAGGGCCCUGACGGCAAAAAGAUCCCCCUCCGAGAUAGCCGGAAGCCAGCCCUAUAUACUGGGGAUUUUGGCGACUGUAUGGGCAGCAGCUCAUUGGUCAAGGUGACCAGGUUCGAUGCCGCGUUUUACAAGGAUAACAUGACAGUGGUGUUUCAUUUGCAAGGGUCGACCACCCUGGCGAAGGAGGCGGUUAUGAUGUACAUCGGCGUCUCCGCAUAUGGCGAAACCCGUUUCCAGCUGCCCUUCAACCCAUGCAGUGCCAAUAUCCGGAGCGCAUGCCCUCUCAGCAAGUCUAUCCCGAUCGAGGCCAGAGGGAAUAUCCUAGUCGCCCCUGAAGACAUCGCGAAUAUUCCUGAUAUUGCCCUUACGAUUCCAGAUUUCGAAGGCAGAGCCAUCUUUCAAAUAUUUGCCAACUCCACGAAGUCAGAAAUUGGAUGUAUCUCAGCGGUGGUCACUAAUGGCGCCACGUUCUCUCACCCGUACGCAGUCGGGUCCCUAUUGGGGGUUUUCGCAACCAUUGCCAUCGUCUCCUCUUUCGCUACAGCAAUCUAUGGCCACAAUGUCCCUGAGAUGAGGAAGCACUAUGCGCAUUCCAUGUCUGUUCUUGUGGUCUUUGCCGUCUUCCAGCACAUUUACUACACUGGGGCUUUGUCUUUGAACUUGCCCAGUGUCCUGGUAGCAUUCUGGAGCAACUAUGCGUGGGCCGGUGGAAUGAUUUUCACCAAGUCGAUGCAAAGCUCGAUCAACCGUCUAGUUGGAGAGGACAAGGGCAACCCCAUGGCCGUUGGUGCCUCAGGAACUGGUUUCCGAAUCGAGAAUCUUGCCGGCAAAUAUGACCUCCGGAAGAUCUACAAAAGAGACGCGGACGAUUCCACUCAUAUGUGGGCGACGAGAGCCCUUUUGACUGAGGCAAACGGGUUUAGCCGGUAUGGCAAAGCCGCUAACGCUGGGCUACCGCUACCUGGAAAUUACUCUGGAUUUGCGGGCACGCUCUCUUUCGAAAAUAUCCCAGCCUCGAAUGCGUUCAUGACCGGGUUCCUCUGGCUACUCACUGCCGUCGUUAUAAUCGGAAGCUCAGUUGCACUGUUCAAAUGGACCCUGGAGGGUAUGAUGCGGGUCAAUCUCGUCAAAGGUCAUCGACUUGGUUUUUUCAGGAAGAACUGGCAAUUCUACACCCAAGCAGCAGUCUUGAGGACGUUGUUCAUCGGAUUCUUCAUGAUAAUAUUCCUUACAACAUUCCAGUUCACCUAUCAUGGCGCUUCGGCAGUCAUAGGCAUUUCUACCACGGUCUUCCUCCUUUUCUUCAUUGGCGGCUUCACUCUUGCAGGAUACGCUGGUUACUAUCGCAUGAAGCGUGGAACUUGGACCUUCGGCAAGGAAGUGUUCUGCGUUGGGAAGGGAAGGGUUCUCAAAAUCAUGCCGUGGUGGACUAUCUCCCGCGACAGCGUCUCGCAUUCUGAGGGUGAAAGGGGUACUAUCCACUUCUGUGUCCCGGUCAUUAAAUACACUCCUAACGAAGAUGGGAUAACGGUGCACGAAGAUAUCGACUACAUGACUAGGUUUGGUUGGCUCGUCUCUCGGUAUCGCCGAUCGCAGUGGCUCUUCUUCUGCUACUGGUUAGCUUAUGAGUUCGUUCGUGCAACAUUGUACGGCGGGGCAAGCGGGCAUCCGAUGGUCCAAGUCUUCGGACUCCUCGCCGUCGAAACCCUCGCCUUCUGCGGCAUCAUCUACGCCAAUCCCUACGAAUCUCGCCGCCUCAACGCUCUCGUCGUCUACCUCCUCGGCUUCAGCAAGGUUGCCACCCUCGCCCUCGCUGCCACCUUCCACACCCCCUUCGCCCUCCCCCGCAUCCCCGCCACCGCUAUCGGCAUUGUCAUCAUCGUCCUUCACAGCCUCCUCACCCUCUUCCUCCUCGUCGCCAUCGCCAUCAGCGCCGCCACCUCCUGGAUGAGUAUCAUGCGCGACCGCCCCACUGAGGACUUCCAUCCGCAGCGCUGGCGCCGCCUCCGCGAGAAAUACUUCGCCUACCUCGCCCGCGCAGGCUCGACUCCCUCCGAGGAGGACGCCCAGGAGAAAUCACCGUCCAUCAGCGUUGAAAGCUUGUUGUUCUGGCGCAAGCGACCCAACGCGUCGCGUCUCGCGUCCGAGAGCACUACCAGCACCGUGGCGCCCGUAACGGGGUUCCGGGUCAGCAGUGUGCGUCGGAUCGCGAAGAUCGAGGAUGAGGACCCGGAUAUCAGGAGCGAGCGAGCGCUGUCUGCAGCGGACUUCCAUGCGGAUCCGGUACUGGUCAACCCCGCUGCAGAUGAGGACGAAACCACACGUGCUCCGUCGAGCGUGGCACAGUCUGUGAGCCCGAAUAUGUCUCCUGAGCGCAUUGCCAUACCCCGGCGUCCGCGGCUGGAGCGGAUAGAUACGGGGGUUGAGUGGGAUGGGACGCCGGCGGAUGCGGCGUCGCGUCCGCGCAGUGACGCUAGUGUGGACAGCGGGAGCUCUGGCUCCAGAUCACCAGGGGUUUCGGAGGGGGGUGCAAGCGGCUUGACGGUUGCUCGGGUUCGGAGGAGUCGGAGUGAUGGAAGUACAUCGGUGUCGAGGUCAGAGUCGUCGGGGACGAGGUCGGCGUCGGGAGGACUGAGUUAUGGGUCGUUGCCGAGGGGGGCGGUGCCGCAUAAGGCGAGUUGGAGUAUGCGGGAGCUAGGUGGCGGGGGUAUCGGUGUCGAGAGGAGUGGGAGUGUGGACAAGUGAGGGGAAUCGGCUUAUUGGUCUGAACUCGUUCAUCACAUUAGUCAUGAUGAUAUCUUAUGCAUCAUAGACGGCGCAUGAGUUUACCUUACCGCUUCGUUGGGGCGAAGGUAUGGACCAGAAAAAGAGUUUGGGACAUAGGCGGCGUUAGUCGGUGGAUCUGCUAGUCUUUCGGAUCGGAUAUGUUGAUAUGAGAUCGUGAGAUCAUGCUAUGGAUAGAUAAUCAACGAU
Molecule: messenger RNA, 3072 nt
Organism: Eremomyces bilateralis CBS 781.70
Lineage: Eukaryota; Fungi; Ascomycota; Dothideomycetes; Eremomycetales; Eremomycetaceae
Product: TRP-domain-containing protein
Exons: 3
Coding region: 1-2844 (947 amino acids)
Biological process (GO): fungal-type cell wall biogenesis; transmembrane transport
Source: RefSeq, a predicted model, not a curated record